CUCUCUGGCACAGCUGGCUAGUCUAGUCACAGAGGAAAAGAGAAGAGACUUUCUGAAGUUCUGGAUGGAAUACUAGAAAAUGUUGGGGGCAUAUUAAAAAACAGCAGCAGAACAACAACAACAGAAACUCCAUUUAUUUCAGACAAGCUUCUUAGCUUUGUGGAAUCUAUGUCAGUUGCUUAGAACUUGGGUUUUUACUUCAGAGGAUGAUGGGACGAGGCAAUAGAAGGCGAGGAGGGUUGCGUUGGAUUCUUGCUUAUCCGUCUGCCUCUCCUUCCAGUUGGAAAAUUCUUCAAUCCACAAGAAGCAUUAUAAACAAGCCUAAAGAACACAUCCUACCCUGAUCCUGGAUUCUGUUGGAGUUGAGAAGUACAGCCACUUCACCAGGGUUUUAUGGAGGCAGUUCAAGAAAAAUCGAAGGAAGGAUUUCUCUGUUUGAAUUAAUCCUGUGCCAUGUUACAUUUUGGGCAUUGCUUGGAGCAAGUAGAGGACAGCUCUGUCAUGUGGAUCUAAGGAUACCUGAGUUUCUUGAGCUGCAUAUAUGAUGUUUGAAAUGUUGUCAAUUUAAAAUCUUUCAACAUAAAUUUGUUAAAAAUUCUGGAUUCUCUUUAUAUUAAGGACUUCAGCAGACAGAAACUCCCUCCCCAAAAGAUACAAAACUUCCUCUGUGUUUUCAGGCUAAAUGUGAACAAUAAUGUCUUGGAAGAGAAAUUAUUUUUCAGGGGGCCGUGGUAGUGUCCAAGGGAUGUUUGCUCCUCGAAGCUCAACCUCCAUAGCCCCCAGCAAAGGCCUCAGCAAUGAGCCAGGACAAAACAGCUGCUUCCUCAACAGUGCCUUGCAGGUUUUAUGGCACUUGGACAUCUUCAGACGUAGCUUUAGGCAGCUUACAACUCACAAAUGCAUGGGAGAUUCCUGCAUCUUUUGUGCUCUCAAGGGAAUCUUUAACCAGUUUCAGUGCAGUACUGAAAAAGUGCUUCCAUCUGACACUCUCCGCAGUGCUCUGGCAAAGACUUUUCAGGAUGAACAGCGUUUCCAGCUGGGAAUUAUGGACGAUGCUGCGGAGUGCUUUGAAAACCUCCUGAUGCGGAUUCACUUCCACAUUGCUGAUGAAACCAAAGAGGACAUAUGCACUGCCCAACACUGCAUCUCCCACCAGAAAUUUGCAAUGACGUUGUUUGAGCAGUGUGUAUGUACUAGCUGUGGCGCCACUUCUGAUCCGCUGCCUUUCAUCCAGAUGGUGCAUUAUAUCUCCACUACUUCCCUUUGCAAUCAGGCUAUUUGUAUGCUGGAAAGACGAGAAAAACCCUCACCAAGCAUGUUUGGUGAGCUGCUGCAGAAUGCCAGCACCAUGGGGGAUCUGCGGAACUGCCCGAGCAACUGUGGAGAGAGGAUUCGGAUUCGCCGUGUGUUGAUGAACGCUCCACAGAUUAUCACAAUUGGGCUGGUAUGGGACUCGGACCACUCAGACUUGGCAGAGGAUGUCAUUCACAGCCUGGGCACCUGCCUUAAGCUGGGUGACGUGAGUCUGUUUUUCAGAGUGACAGAUGACCGGGCCAAGCAGUCUGAACUGUACUUAGUAGGAAUGAUCUGUUACUACGGCAAACAUUAUUCUACAUUCUUUUUCCAAACAAAGAUCCGCAAAUGGAUGUAUUUUGAUGAUGCUCACGUCAAGGAGAUUGGGCCCAAAUGGAAGGAUGUGGUGACCAAAUGCAUCAAGGGACAUUAUCAGCCUUUGCUGCUGCUUUAUGCAGACCCCCAGGGUACCCCAGUGUCCACCCAGGACCUGCCCCCCCAAGUUGAGUUCCAGUCGUACAGUGGGACAUGCUACGAUAGUGAAGAUUCAGGGAGGGAGCCCUCCAUCUCAAGUGAUACUCGAACAGAUUCCUCAACGGAGAGCUAUCCCUGCAAACACUCCCACCAUGAGUCUGUGGUCAGUCACUUCUCUUCUGAUUCUCAGGGAACAGUCAUCUAUAAUGUGGAGAACGAUUCCAUGUCUCAGAGCAGUCGGGACACAGGACACCUGACUGAUAGUGAAUGUAAUCAGAAACUCCCAUCCAAGAAAGGGUCACUGAUAGAGCGCAAGAGGAGCUCUGGUCGGGUCAGAAGGAAAGGCGAUGAGCUUCAGGCCUCAGGGUACCACAGUGAAGGAGAAACACUGAAAGAGAAGCAGGCUCCUAGGAAUGCCUCCAAAUCAUCCAGCAGCACCAACAGGCUAAGGGAUUUUAAAGAGACAGUCAGCAAUAUUAUCCAUAACAGACCAUCCCUGGUUUCUCAGACCAACCUAGGAUCUCCCUGUGGGGGGAGGGGAGGAGACCAGACUGACAAAAAACCUCCUCGGAACCUGCCUUUACACUCUCGUGACUGGGAAGUAGAGAGUACCAGCAGUGAGUCAAAAUCCAGUUCUUCUAGCAAGUAUCGUCCAACAUGGAGACCCAAACGGGAGUCUCUCAAUAUUGACAGUAUCUUUAGUAAGGAAAAAAGGAAGCACGCUGGCUAUACGCAGCUUAGCCCCUUUUCUGAGGAUUCAGCUAAAGAAUUUACACCAGACGAAUUAAGCAAGCCACCUGCUUACGACAUUAAGACUGGCGGACCAAGACCCCAGUACAAGAUCUGGGGCCCAUUACGGCCAGGCUGUCACCUUUUAGAGCAGCACCCUCGCCUAAUCCAGCGAAUGGAAUCUGGCUAUGAGAGCAGUGAGAGGAACAGCAGCAGCCCUGUCAGCCUGGAUGCAGCCCUGCCUGAGAGCUCGAAUGUCUGCAGGGAUACAAGUGCUAAGAGAUCAGCUGGGUUGGCCCCUUCCUGGCGUCACAUCCCAAAGUCUCACAGUAGUAGCAUCCUGGAGGCAGACUCCACAGUAUCCAGGAGUGGCUGGACAAAGAAUCAGCCCUUCUCAGGUGGGGAGAUAUCUUCCAAAACUGAACUGGAUGAAUUGCAGGAAGAGGUGGCCAGAAGGGCCCAGGAACAGGAACUUCAAAGGAAACGAGAGAAGGAAUUAGAGGCAGCUAAAGGGUUUAACCCUCAUCCCAGCCGCUUCAUGGACUUAGAUGAACUGCAGAAUCAGGGGAGGAGUGACGGCUUUGAGAGGUCCCUACAAGAGGCAGAUUCAGUGUUUGAAGAGUCGCUGCAUCUGGAACAGAAGGGAGACUGUGCUGCCGCUUUGGCUCUCUGUAACGAAGCUAUCUCUAAACUAAGACUUGCCCUGCAUGGUGCCAGCUCUAGCACGCACAGCAGAGCCCUAGUCGAUAAGAAGCUGCAAAUCACUAUUCGAAAAGCACGGAGCCUGCAGGAUCGCAUGCAGCAGCAGCAACCAUCUCAGCCGCCGUCGCAGCCCUCAGCCUGCCUCCCCUCACAGAGGGGAGCCCUCCCUCAGCCAACAAGUGAACAGCCUAUCCCGCUCCAAGUAUUGUUAAGCCAGGAGGCCCAACUGGAACCCUACAUGAAUACAGAGUUUGGGGCCAGUUCUUUCAUCUACUCAUCCGCUUCCUGCCAUGAGUCACACUCGCCAUUAUUCCCAGAGUCAUCUGCCCUGUCUGCUCCACAGCACAAUUCCUCUGGUGGGUCUGCCUCGAACCUUCUUACUUCUGUUGAGGUGGACAGCAUUGACCCCUCUGUGUUCCACAGGCAGGGCUUACAUAAAACACCAGGGAGAACUGAGAAGAAUUCUCAUCAUGGUUGGGAACCAGAGGGUGAGCUGCAAAGCUACAGGGGGGACAACAGCAGCUGCACAAGGUUCCCCCAACAAGGAGGAAGAGGCACUGAUCAAGAACAGCUAUUUCAAGAAAAGAGGGAUCCUGCUGACUCAUCCCAGGUGAUGCCUUGGCUACACCCAACUGGAACAACCACCUCUGAGAGAGGAGAUGCACACAGUCUAGGCUGUGGUCCUUCAAGUUCAUCAGCUCAGUCCAGCCUUUCUCUGUACAGGGCCUGCCACUCCAUAAUGCCUGCUCCUUCCUCUUCUGUGCUUCACUCUCCUAAUACCUUACAGAAAACUAACCAAUGCCUCCAAACCCAAAGCCUCAAAACUUCAUUGACUUCAAAAGUGGACGGAGGCAGCGAGGAGCCCUAUAGGCCAGAGUUUCCUACCGCAAAGGGGCUUGUCCGCUCUCUGGCAGAGCAGUUCCAGAGGAUGCAGGGCACCUCCACAAGGGUUGGUACAGGUUCCCAGGAUAGAAGUUUGCCCAACAGUCUAAGGAAGGACUCUUCCCUUUCUGACUCAAAGCCUCCAUUCCCACAGGGUCAAGGGAAAGGUCAUUGGCCUUGGGCAAAACAACAACCCUCUGUGGAUGGUAGGAACAGACUGCCUUCCUGGGGAGAGCCUGCUGAUCAUCCUUCUCUUGCCAUGAACUCUGGGCUGCCUAAUGGUGAAACUUCUAGGGGAGGACAGUCCAGGUUGGCAGAGUCAGGUAUUUACCAUGGGAAACCGUCUCAAGUGAGAGAUGCUAGGCCUAAGGAGCUGGGCAGCAGUGUCAACUUGGGAACUUCCUUGCCUUUGGAUUCCUGGUUGAAUGUUACAAGGCUUUGUGAUUCUCAGCUUGGGGUCCCUGGGCCAGGAAUGAAGUCCUCCCCUCCUGAUUCCCAUACCUGUGUAACUUAUCCAGAAAGAAACCACAUCCUUUUGCAUCCACAUUGGAACCAAGACACAGAGCAGGAGACCUCAGAAUUGGAGUCUCUCUACCAGGCCAGUCUUCAGGUUUCUCAAUCUGGCUCUUCUGGAUGGGGGCAGCAGGAAGUGGCCUGGAACCCACUGAGCCAAACAGGAACAAGCUCCAACUUGCAAUGAGGAUGUUCACGUUGAGCCAAGUCUCCAGUGUGGCAUAUCCAGAUCGUACUGAACCAGCAAUAUCAAGACCUUCCCUGAUCCGUUCAGGAACUACCAGGUUUAGAAUUUUCAAGGUGGUAUGCUUGUAGGGUACCUGUUCACCAACUCUUUGUGAGAUUAUGUUGUGUGAAGAGUGAAGUCUAAUGUUAAAUGCACAGCACAGAAUUAGUUCUGUAAACUGAAGACAUGAAGGAUAUUUAUAACUUAAGAUUGAUGUACUUAAGAACUCCAAAGCCUGAACUAUUGUUCUGUCUCCAUCAUUAACUGUCAGUAAAAAUUUGGACAAGUCAUUUAAUAUCCAAGUUUUUACUUAUAAGAUGAGAGAAUUGGUUCAAUGAUUUUAUUUUAUUUUAUUAUUAUUAUUUUUAAAAUUUAUUUAUUUAUUGUUUUUGGCUGCAUUGGGUUUUCGUUGCUGCGCGUGGGCUUUUCUCUGAUUGUGGAGAACGGGGGCUACUCUUUGUUGCGGUGCGCAAGCUUCUCAUUGCGGUAGCUUCUCCUGUUGUGGAGCACGGGCUCUAGGCGCGUGGGCUUCAGUAUUUGGGGCAUGUGGGCUCAGUAGAUGUGGCUCGCGGGCUCUAGAGCGCAGGCUCAGUAGUUGUGGUGCAAUGGCCCAGCUGCUCCGCGGCAUGUGGCAUCUUCCUGGACCAGGGCUCUUCCCAGACCGUGUCCUCUGCAUUGGCAGGCAGAUUCUCAACCACUGUGCCACCAGGGAAGCCCCAAUGAUUUUAUUUUUUAAAGAUACCUUCCAACUCUUUAAAUGAUAUGUAUGAUUCUGUAAAAUUAAACUCAGAAAUUUAUCUUCAGUUUAGGUGGUAUAGUUCUUUGCAUGCAGCCAACCAAUAUUUAAUUAUAACCAAACAAGUGGUUAUUGAAAAUCUGCUAUAUUCCCAGGAGCAUCAGAGUGGGGGAUAUCAUAUAAAUAUAAGAUUUAAUAUUAAGAUAUGUUUUUUAGCAUCUCCACUCUAGUGUAAACUUUGCAAUAACAUUUAUUAAGUGCUCCUUAGGUAUUAAUACAUAGGACAGGGCAGUAUGGGAAGAUUACAAAGAAUGAGGAAAAGUUGGAGUUUGCCUCAAUUAGCUUCCUCUCAUAUAAGGGAGAAAGAAUAUACGAAUGUCAAGUAUUUUAAGAAUCAUAAACACAUAUAAAAGUAUAUUGCAAUUAAAACUGAACUAACCAAUUGAAUGUCAAACAUUAUAUUACAAACAAAACAAAACAAACCUUAUGUUACCCCAGAUAGCAACAUUUUUUAUUGUAGAUGGUUUUGAAAAUAUAUAAAGUAACAAAAAUCAUUGAUAACCCUGGCAGUAGUUUCAUGAGUUUACUUCUGGCUUUGGGUUGCCGCCCCCCACCUCUGGUUGACAUACUUUUUUUUUUCCAAAUUUCCCCUAGUUUACUUUUUUUUUCUAAUUAAUUUUUAUUGGAGUAUAGUUGCUUUACAAUGUUGUAUUAGUUUCUACUGUACAGCAAAAUUAAUCAGCCAUACAUAUACAUAUAUCCCCUCCCUUCCGGACUUCCCUCCCAUUCAGGUCAUCACAGUGCACUAAGUAGAAUUCCCUGUGUUAUACAAUAUGUUCUCAUUAGUUAUCUAUUUUAUACAUAGUAUCAAUAGUGUCGUGACAUACUUUUUUUUAAAUUGAAGUAUAGUUGAUUUACAAAGUUGUGUUAGUUUCAGGUGUACAGCAAAGUGAUUUAGUUCAUAUAUAUAUGUAUAUAUAUAUAUAUAUAUAUACAUAUAUAUAUGUGUGUGUGUAUAUAUAUAUAUAUUCUUUUUCAGAUUUUUUCCAUUAUAGGUAUUACAAAAUAUUGAAUAUAGUUCCCUGUGCCAUGCAGAAGGUCCUUGUUGUUUAUCUAUUUUAUAUAUAGUAGUGUGUAUAUGUUAAUCCCAAACACCCAUUUUAUCCCUCCCCCUCUUUCCCCUUUGGUAACCAUAAGUUUGUUUUCUACGUCUGUGAGUCUGUAGUAUUUCUGUUUUGUAAAUAAGUUCAUUUGUGUCAUUUUUUUAGAUUCCACGUAUAAGUGAUAUCGUAUUAUAUUUGUCUUUCUCUGACUUACUUCACUUAAUAUAAUAAUCUCCAUCUAUGUUGCUUCUGGUUUUGUUUUUUAUGCAUAUAUACUAUAUAUUUAUUUGUUUUGUUUUUACAAAAAGCUGGAUUAUAAUAUAUGUAUAUAGUUUAGUCCCAUGAUUUCUUACAUUAUAUCCAUAAGCAUUUUCCCUUUGGAAAAAACUGCUUUUAAUGACUAUAAUAUGCUGCAUAUAAAUACACCAUAAUAUAUUCAACCAUUCUACUGUGGUUGAAUAUUUAGGUUACUUAAAAUUUUUUGAUAAUACAGCAUUGUGAUGAAUAUCCUUAUACUUAAGAGUUUGGCCACAUUUCUGAUAAACUCCUUAGGAUAAACUUUUUGAAGGGUAAUAACUAGUUGAAGGUUAUAAACUUUAAAAAAUCUCUUGAUACAUACUGGCAAACUCAGGAAGAUUAUACUUCUGGUUUUUUUUGUUUGUUUGUUUGUUUUUUGCGGUAAGCGGGCCUCUCACUGUUGUGGCCCCUCCCAUUGCGGAGCACAGGCUCCGGACGCGCAGGCUCAGCGGCCUUGGCUCACCGGCCCAGCCUCUCCGCGGCAUGGGGGAUCUUCCCGGACUGGGGCACGAACCCGUGUCCCUUGCAUCGGCAGGUGGACUCUUAACCACUGCACCACCAGGGAAGCCCUAUACUUCUGAAAACAGUAUGAAAGCGUACCUAGCAACCAUUAAUUUUUACUUAAUAGUGAACAAAAACUAAUUUAAAAAAUCCAGUUAAUGAAUCAGUCCUCAAAACAACUUGUGAAACCAAACUAGGUUUUAUUUUGGUUAGAGUCUCUUUUUUAUUUUUAUUUUAUUUUUAUUUUUUUUAGAGUCUCUUUUUUAAAUUGAGUCUUUCAGAACUGACGUGGCAGAAUAAAGAAGAGAUCAGUGGAAUAAAUCAAGAAGUGGACGAUGAAGGAAAAUGCCAGUUAGGAUCCAUAUAUGACAGAAUAUAUCUUUAGGGGAGUCUUGCUUUAUCUUAUUGUAAAGCAUUUAUUAAGCACCAAAUUACUUUUUUUCUCCAAUUUUAUUGAUAUAGUUGACAAAUAACACUGUAUAAGUUUAAGGUCUACAGUGUGAUGGUUUGAUACAUGUAUAUAUUGCAAAAUGAUUACCACAGCAAAGUUAAUUAACACAGCCAUCACCAUACCUAAUUACAAUAUCUUUCUUUCUUUUUUUUGUGGUGAGAACAUUUAAGAUUUACUGUCUUAGCAACUUUCAGGUAUAUAGUAAUACAAUAUUGUUAACCAUAGUCACCAUGCUAUACAUUAGAUCCUCAGAACUUAUUCAUCUUAUAAGUGGAAAUGAUGUGUACCCUUUGAUCAGCAUCUCUAUAUUCCCCCCACCCCCUGGCUCCUGGCAGCUACCAUUCCAUUCUCUGUUUCUAUGAGUUUGGCUUUUUUAAAGAUUCCACAUAUAAGUGUGAUCAUAUAGUAUUUGUCUUUCUCUGUAUGACUUAUUGCUUUAAAAAAAAGAAAGCUUUAUUGAUAUAUAAUUUAUGUACUGGACAAUUCACCUAUUUAAAGUGUACAAUUUAGUGGUUUUUUAGGAUAUUGACAGAGUUGUCCAUCCAUUACCACAAUCAGUUAAAGUAUUUUUUCAUCACCCCCAAAAGAAAUCCUGUACCCAUUAGUAUUCACUCCCCAGUAAACCUCUAAUCUAUUUUCUGCCUAUAGAUGACCUAUUUUGGACAUUUCAUAUAAAUAGAAUCAUAUAGAAUGUGGUAUUUUGCAACCAGAUUAGUUUUGACAUGACUGUAGUUCCUAAAGGGUUAUGUGAACACUGCCCUUGACCUAUAUUCUAAAUUUCAUAGUAUUUUGAAGUUGCUCACACAUCAUCUUAAAAACUAAAAAUAAUGUUUUGUUAUGGAUAACUUCAAAUAUAUUCUAAAGUAAAGAGUAAAUGCUAUAAUCACCCCCUUGUUCUUAUCACUAACUUCCAAGAUGAUUAUCUUGCCCAAUUAUCAACCGAUGGCUGAUUUUGAUUUAGGGACCCCUCCCCCGCCCCUGCCACUUUCCCUCCCCACUGGAUUAUUUUAAAGCAAAUCCCAGACAUUAUAUCAUUUCCUCCAUAAAUAGUUUGGAAUGCAUCUCUAAGAAAUAAAGACUCUUUUAAAACGCAGAACUAUAAUAUUAUUAUACCUAAAAAAUUAGCAAUAAUUUCUUAAUAUAAUACAGUAACUAGCCAGUAUUCAAUUUUUUUCAAUUGUCCCACAGGUGUCUUUUCACAGUUGGUUUAUUUCGAAUCAGAAUCCAAACAAGAUCCACACAUUGCAUUUUGUUGAUGUGUCUCAAGGCUUCUUUUAAGCCUGUAAGAUUCCUGUCUCUUUUUUCCCCUUGCCAUUUAUUUGUUGAAGAAAUUUGGUCAUUUGUCUUCCGCGUUUUAGAUUAUAUUCUAGGAGAGGUUUUUUUGUUGUCAUUUUGUUUUUAAAACAUGUUCUCCUAAGACCCUCUUUUUCCCUAUAACUUGGUACUUAGGGCUAGAAGGUUUGAUUCUUGAUUAAAAUCAGGUUUACUUUUUAAAAAUAAGAAUAUUUCAUAGGUAGUACUUAGACUUCUUAUAUCAUAUCAAGAAGUACAUAAUGUCUGGUAGUCUUUCUUCUUGUUACUAUUGAUCAGUGAGUAGAUGUCACCUUAAUUCUAUCAAAUCAAGAAGUCCCCUCAACAGUACUCCUUACAGAAGGCCACCUCCACCUCUGUUUAAGUAUCUUUAAAGGAAUCAGUGUCUACUCUCUUCAGGAGGUUCCAAUGGCUACCUUCUUGUCUAGGUAGGAAUCACACUUGACUUGAUUAGAGGAGCACCAAAUUCUAACCAUUACAGCUGUAAUUCUUAAAUCUGGCUGUCCAUCAUAGUCACCUGAAGAAUGGGUUUUUUUAAAAAAGGAAGAAAAAUUUUAUUAUUAUUAUUUUUAAAAUAAAUUUAUUUAUUUUUGGCUGCGUUGGGUCUUCGUUGCUGUGCGCGGGCUUUCUCUAGUUGCAGCGAGCAGGGGCUAUUCUUUGUUGCAGUGCGCGGGCUUCUCAUUGCGAUGACUUCUCUUGUUGCAGAGCAUAGGCUCUAGGCACAUGGGCUUCAGUAGUUGUGGCACGUAGGCUCAGUAGUUAUGGCUCACGGGCUCUAGAGCACAGGCUCAGUAGUUGUGGUGCAAGGGCUUAGUUGUUCCGUGGCAUGUGGGAUCUUCCUGGACCAGGGCUCGAACCUGUGUCCCCUGCAUUGGCAGGCAGAUUCUUAACCACUGCACUACCAGGGAAGCCCAGAAUAAUUUUAUAUAAAUGGGAUCAUAGCACACAUGAUUGUUGUUGUUGUUGUUUUAUAUUUAUUUAUUUAUUUUAUUUUAUUUUAUUUUUGACUGCGUCGGGUCUUAGUUGUGGCAUGCAGGAUCUUCCGUUGCGGUAUAUGUGCCCCUUGCUGCGCUGGGCAGGCUUCUCUGUAGCUGUGGUGCACGGGCUCCAGAGCGUGCAGGCUCCAGAGCACGUGGGCUCAGUAGUUGUGGCACAUGGGCUCUCUAGUUGUGGCCUGCAUGCUCAGUAGUUACGGGGCAUGGGCUUACUUGCCCCAUGGCAUGUGGGAUCUUAGUCCCUGACCAGGGAUCGAAGCCAUGUACCCUUCAUUGUAAGGCAGAUUCUUAACCACUAGACAGCCAGGGAAGUUCCUAUGUUGUUUUUACUACAGACAAUUUUUGUUUCUCUCUCCUUCCCUCAAAUCAAUCCCUACCAUUUAUCCCCCACCACCUUCUCAGACAAUAGUCUAAUGUGCAUAUUUCUGUAUUUCUCUGUUCAUAUAAUCCUAUAUAGACCUACAUAUAUAGUGUUUUUUUUGUUUGGGGAUAAUAUUACAGAUUUUUUUCCUUUAUCUCAACAAUACUUGAUGAAAAUUCCUCUAAGUCAUCUAGUUUAACUCAAUUCAUUCUUUUUAGUGGCUGGACAAUAUUUGAUAUUGAGGAUACUGUAAUGUAUUUAGCCAUUCUGCUAUAGAUGGGCAUUACUUUAUUUCUAGUUCUUGGCCACUACAAACAAGGCCGCAAUAAACAGAUAGUUUUGCUUCUUAUUCCCAGGAGUAGAACUGUUGGUUAAGAGGAUAAAUAUAUUUUCAGUCUUAAUGGUUAUCUCUAGAUUGCUUUUUAGGAAAACUAUAACAUUUCACAUUUCUUCCAACAAUGUUUGAGGAUAUUCUCCCACACUUUUUGUGGAAACCUUUUAAAAAUAAAUAUUCCCAGGCUCCAGCCAGAAAGAUUCUGAUUCAGUAGGUCUGCAGAGAGGUACACAAAGCUGUAUUUUUUAAAAGUUCUAGAUGAAUCUGAGGUAGUAUUGGAACCACUGCAUUUAAGCACAAGGAAAUAUUGAAAAUAACUGGCCUUCUUGCUUAGUAUAUCAGCAAUAUCAGAAUCAAAAUAACAAAUCAAGACAUGAAUUGGCAAUAGACAUAUAUAUCAAAUGUAGGUCAAGGAUGUGUGCAUUUUCAGAAUGGAAGGCUUAAUUAGUUGUAUUGGGGUGAGCGCCUUGGGAGUCACAUAUCCAGUUUGGAACAGCUCAUCUCUUAAUAGUCUCGCAAGAUUUUGAGGAAGAGAUAAACAUUUAGAAUUUGUUUAGAAUUUAAGUGAAGAAAAGAGAGAAGCUGGGGCUUCCCUGCUGGCGCAGUGCUUGGGAGUCCGCCUGCCGAUGCAGGGAACACGGGUUCGUGCCCCGGUCCGGGAAGAUCCCACAUGCCGCGGAGCGGCUAGGCCCGUGAGCCAUGGCCACUGAACCUGCGUGUCCGGAGCCUGUGCUCCGCAACGGGAGAGGCCACAACAGUGAGAGGCCCGUGUACAGGAAAAAAAAAAAAAGAGAGAAGCUAAUGGGGGAAGUAAAA
Orcinus orca (killer whale) is the source of this 11724-nucleotide messenger RNA. It is a transcript of the gene USP54, whose product is annotated as ubiquitin specific peptidase 54. Gene Ontology annotation, biological process: protein deubiquitination. Gene Ontology annotation, molecular function: cysteine-type deubiquitinase activity. The record is from RefSeq and is a predicted model, not a curated record. The transcript has 19 exons. NCBI's taxonomy places the organism in Eukaryota, Metazoa, Chordata, Mammalia, Artiodactyla, Delphinidae. The coding region runs from base 695 to 4780 and encodes 1361 amino acids.